Messenger RNA from Medicago truncatula (barrel medic), 2113 nucleotides. RefSeq names its product signal peptide peptidase-like 4. The record is from RefSeq and is a predicted model, not a curated record. The transcript is spliced from 14 exons. Gene Ontology annotation, cellular component: Golgi-associated vesicle membrane; lumenal side of endoplasmic reticulum membrane; lysosomal membrane. Lineage: Eukaryota; Viridiplantae; Streptophyta; Magnoliopsida; Fabales; Fabaceae. The coding region runs from base 199 to 1812 and encodes 537 amino acids. Gene Ontology annotation, molecular function: aspartic endopeptidase activity, intramembrane cleaving. Gene Ontology annotation, biological process: membrane protein proteolysis.
GUCUCUUUCUCUCUCUCUCUCUUGUCUCUUUCUCUCACUACACCCCUUCACGAUUUCCUCUUCUUCAUUUGUACUACCACCUUCAUCUUUUCCAUUUUUCUUUACAAAGAUAUAAUCUUUUUCUAUCAUACUCCAACCCCUUUUCUUUUCACACCUCAAAUUUCCAUCUACAAUCAAGAUUCUCACAAUCUCAUCAACAUGCCUUCUUUUACACCUAUCUUCUUCUUCUCUGUGUUCAUGCUUCUUCUCACUUUCUCUUUUGCUGGUGAUAUAGUUCAUCAUGAUAGUAUUGCUCCUAAGAAACCUGGAUGUGACAACAACUUUGUUCUGGUUAAAGUUCCAAUUUCGAUUGAUGGUGUGGAAAGCGGCGAGUAUGUUGGUGUUGGUGCAAGAUUUGGACCUACGUUGGAAUCAAAAGAAAAACGUGCUAACCAUACUAGAGUUGCCAUUGCCGACCCGCCUGACUGUUGUAGCAAACCUAAGAAUAAGCUCACGGGCGAGAUCAUUUUGGUGCACCGAGGACAAUGUAGUUUCACAACCAAGGCAAAUAUAGCUGAAGAAGCUGGUGCUUCAGCCAUCCUGAUUAUAAAUAACGCUAAAGGACUUUUCAAGAUGGUUUGUGAAAAUGAAACCGAUAUUGAUAUUGGAAUACCUGCUGUCAUGCUUCCACAGGAUGCCGGUGUAGCCUUGAAAAAUUAUAUACAAAACAAGUCCAUAGUGUCUGUGCAGUUAUACUCUCCACGACGUCCACAAGUUGAUGUCGCAGAAGUAUUUUUAUGGCUUAUGGCUGUUGGUACCAUUCUUUGUGCUUCUUAUUGGUCUGCCUGGACUGCCAGAGAGGGUGUUAUUGAGCAAGAGAAGCUAUUAAAGGAUGAUUCAGAUGAGCUUCUAAAUAUAGAGAAUGCUGGUUCCAGUGCUUUUUUGGAAAUAAGCACCACGGCAGCACUUUCAUUUGUUGUGAUUGCUUCUUGUUUCUUGUUUAUGCUUUACAAACUAAUGGGAAGAUGGUUCAUUGAUGUUCUGGUGGUUCUGUUUUGUAUUGGUGGUGUUGAGGGACUGCAAACUUGCUUAGUGGCUCUUUUAUCACAUUUCAGAUGGUCUCAACAUGCUGCACAAACAUAUGUGAAAGUACCCUUCUUCGGUGCUGUUUCAUAUCUCACUCUUGCUGUCACGCCCUUCUGCAUAGCGUUCGCUGUGGUUUGGGGAGUUGAACGCCGUGUAUCGUAUGCUUGGAUUGGUCAAGAUAUUCUUGGUAUCGCUUUGAUAAUUACGGUUCUUCAGAUUGUCCAAAUACCAAACCUCAAGGUUGGAACUGUUCUUCUCAGCUGCGCCUUCCUAUAUGACAUCUUCUGGGUGUUUGUCUCUAAACUUAUUUUCCAUGAGAGUGUGAUGAUAGUGGUAGCUCGCGGUGAUAAGAGUGGAGAAGAUGGUAUCCCCAUGCUGCUCAAGAUACCACGUUUAUUCGAUCCUUGGGGUGGUUACAGUGUCAUCGGUUUUGGGGACAUAAUCUUACCAGGGCUUCUAGUAGCAUUUUCAUUAAGGUAUGAUUGGUUAGCGAAGAGGAACCUUCGGUCAGGAUACUUCUUGUGGACGAUGAGUGCCUAUGGUUUAGGUCUCCUUGUCACAUACAUAGCUUUGAAUUUGAUGGAUGGGCAUGGUCAACCAGCUUUGCUGUAUAUAGUCCCGUUUACACUCGGAACCUUUUUGUCAUUGGGAAAGAAGAGAGGUGAACUUGAGAUUUUAUGGACAAGAGGGAUGCCAAAAAUGCCUUGCCCUCACAUCCAAGAGAAUCAUCAACCCGUCGACGAGUAAUCUCCCGCGGAAUAGUAUUGUAGGUUUUAGUUUACAGGAGACUUAUAACAAAUCAUAGGAAAGAGAUUAUGUAUAACAUUUGUAGAUCUAUCAUAAGUAUAACAAAAUUCAGCCUAAUGAUAUCGUACAAGCACUGUACUUAAAUCAGCAGCUGUAACUUGAGAUACCUUCUUGACUGUUAGAUGUUGGAGGAACCAUGAAUCUGUUUGUACUUUGGUGUAAGAUUAGAUUUUUUUUUGGAGAAAAUUGUUCAUAGGUCACAGAUUUUUAACAGAUUUCAUAUCUUGGUUUUUUUUUUUAA